CCCCAUCACACACUCACACUGACGGGUGGGGGGGUGGGGGGUGGACUGUGAGCGGCUUUAAAGAAGGAGCAGAUUGAGGAAGAGAGAAGCAGGAGGUCGGACAGAGCCACCAGGAGGCCCUUGGCGCUCUGAUGAUGAACAUCCAGUCCGCCAUCAGCAGGGAAAUCUUUGCCCCGCAGGACGAGAAGUUACUGGUAGCAAUCGAGGUGAAGAAGAGGACGAGGAGGAGGCUGCCCUUCCUCACGGCAGGCCGCAGGAGAGACUAUGUCACCUUCCUCUGCCUGUCCGUUACAAAUAAGCGACCUGCUCAGGUUUUCAUCACGAAGGUGAAACAGUAUCCCGGCUCUCCACGCUUUGCCAGACGGUCUCAAUGGUCAGUAGUGCAGCUCCGCCGGGUGGACGGCAACAACCCCAACAAGGACAGUCCAGAGUUUGAUCUGGUGUUUGACCACAACCAUGACCAGUGGGUAGCCAGCUCAGCUGCAGAGAAGUGCAUGUUCGUCCAAAUUCUCUAUCAUGCCUGCCAGAACUACUGGGAGGGCCAGCUCGAGCCGGCCAGUGUGGGUGUCGGGACCACCGGGGAUGCGAAAGGCCCCGGAGCCUCGGGGGACCAGCCCGCUGUUACAGGAGUGGUGGAGAGGAAGAAGGUCCAGACUGCUCAUCGACCAACUGAGUUCAUCAACUGCCAGUCCAAACUGAUGGGAGACGCCUGCUCUGUAAACAUGGUCAUCUACCGCUGCAAGAUCUUUUUGAAUCGAAUGAAGAACACAAUGAUUGCAAACCAAGGCCAGCUUCAAGGCAGCAGCCAGAAAGCCUCUACUGCUAAAACGUCCACUGCUAAAGCUCCCACUGCAAAAGCAUCCACUGCUAAACUGUUCAGGCCCCCUUCCUCUCCUCCAGCAGAGAGGAGUAUGGGUAGUGUAGUCCGCAGGGCCAGUCAGGUGUUUAGUGACCGGGGAGACUUCAGGGCUGCAAAACAACUUGCAAAAUCGCCCAGAAGUUUGCCUUGAAGCAGCUGAAUUAAGAGGAUCAGACGCUUUUCCCUCCCUCCGCACCUUUAACCUCUACUCGCUGACCCGUGCGACUUGUGACGUUCCACCUUCUCUGGAUGUGUGGAGGAUGGAAAACACUACCCUCUUCUGGACUGGAGUGGACUCAUAGGUUGCUUCUUCUCUGGACGCUGCUGCUCCUCCUGUGUGCCACUAGAGGGCGGCUCUGCUCUACUGUUGCUUUUUGGGGUGAUGUUUUAGAUGCUCCUCUAGAUGUAGCCGGGUGAAGUGAGCUGUUUAAUCUGGUGGCUGCAGUUUCAGAACAAACAGCUUUUGCCUCAUUUGGAUUUUGUGCAUUCGCUUUAGAUUAUCUCAGCUAACGCUUUGAUUAAAUGUAUGAUGCUGCUGUCACUGCAGUGAAUAAUCCUCAGUAAUCUAACAUGUUAAACGUGUAAAAUCAUGACCGUCUCAGAUCAAACAGAGCAGAGAGGAGUACGCGGCCCAGAUUCAGUAAUAAUAUUAAUAGUACAUUUUAUACCCAUCAGCCAUAACAUUAAAACCACCUCAUGGUAUCUACACUCACUGUCCAUUUUAUCAGCUCCACUGACCAUUUAAGAGCACAGACUGUGUUCCAUCGGUUUCUCUGCUUACUUGUUACCCUGUUCUGCAGUGGUCAGGAACCCCACAGAGCAGGUUUUAUUUGGGUGGUGGAUCAUUCUCAGUACUGCAGUGACACUGACGUGGUGGUGGCGUGGUGGUGCGUGUUGCGCUCAUUGCCACUGCUGAACUGAGAACCAACAACAUCCAGCUGGCAGCGUCCUGUGGGCAGCGUCCUGUGGGCAGCGUCCUGUGGGCAGCGUCCUGUGGGCAGCAUCCUGUGGGCAGCGUCCUGUGACCACUGAUGAA
Messenger RNA from Pygocentrus nattereri (red-bellied piranha), 1895 nucleotides. RefSeq names its product syntaxin binding protein 6 (amisyn), like (gene stxbp6l). The transcript is spliced from 8 exons. The record is from RefSeq and is a predicted model, not a curated record. NCBI's taxonomy places the organism in Eukaryota, Metazoa, Chordata, Actinopteri, Characiformes, Serrasalmidae. The coding region runs from base 132 to 1010 and encodes 292 amino acids.